Daphnia pulex (common water flea) is the source of this 3655-nucleotide messenger RNA. Its product is annotated as serine/arginine repetitive matrix protein 1-like. The record is from RefSeq and is a predicted model, not a curated record. NCBI's taxonomy places the organism in Eukaryota, Metazoa, Arthropoda, Branchiopoda, Diplostraca, Daphniidae. Bases 446 to 3397 code for a protein of 983 amino acids. The transcript is spliced from 6 exons.
GCUUCAUCGCACCUGGUUAAGAAGAAGAGAAAAAGUGCUAUCGUGCGAGUAUAUGUUUCGUUCGUGAAGGAGAAGAACGCUUCGAGCGAACCCGCCCAUCUGUUGAAGAAAGGAAGAAACCAAAAAUUUGUUCACUCCAGUCUUCUUCCGGAGUAGAAGGAGAAGAAGAAGAAAUUUUAUUCUUCCUUUGCUUUUUCCGCCACCGAAUAAAAAUACUGAACGAACGCUCGCAAAUUCCCAAACCCCCCCAAGCUGCCGUCUUCAGUCACUUUUAUUCCAUCGGUGUAAUCAGUUGUGUGAUAUCACAUUCAGUUUCGAUUUGAAUUUGAUUUUAUUCUGUCCAAGUUCUCCGAGUGCGGGCUGAAUUUUGAGUGCCAGUGCAGUUCAGAGGCUAGUUUCACCUUUUUUGUGCGGAAGAUUUGAAUGGAUUGUAAUCGCCGCUGUGAUGUCUGAUGGAUCGUCUGCAACACAGAUCGGCGGAAUAAGCGACCGGGAAGUGGCCAUCGUCGAUAGUCUCGACAGCAUCACCACGACAAAUAGCGACGAGGACGACGGAAGUAGCGAUUGCAGCAGCAGUGACAUUGGCAGCAGUUACAUUUCGGAUCAGGACGAGGAGCCCAUUUCCAUCGUGACCAACAUCAGGCCAUCGCCGCUAUUUCAUCCGGAAGACGAGGAAGAAGAAGAAGCGGAAAUAGAGGAAAAGUCUCCGGCCGGAGGCAGGAUCGCCAAAGAUACCGGCUGUUGCCUCUACAGCGCCAUCACCGCCAUUUUCGUCAUGGUGGUUUUAAUCGGAAUCGUGUUGAUCGUUACCGGUCCCGUUCUGGGACUUUCCUUCCCGCCGCUUUUUCGAGCCAAUACUCCCGUCAUUCUGCCUCCCAUGGAACACAAUUACCUGACGGCCAAUUUCAGCGACGAAAUUCCAGCCGUCGAUGAAGACGUUCUCCAUUCAAACAACAAUCCCGAGGCGGAUUAUGCGGAGCAGUACGAUCCCGGCGAUGGAACUAAUAAUCAAACGGCCGAUUCUUUCGAAUACGCCGAUUAUCUGGAAGAUCAACCGCAGGCUAAUUUGACCGACUUCCUGGCCGCCACUCUCAACAAUUCGGCGGGAAUUUUUAACGAGUCGGUGAUCGAGGAUCUAGCCAAUUUGUCGCCGGAAGCGCUGCGCACCAAGUAUGUGGCUUACGUGCCUAUUCCGCUGAAAAUCGACGACGGCGAGGAGGAGCAGAGCGACUACCAGGAAGAAGACGUUGAAGACGCCAGCGUCAACGACAGGAGCGACAAUCAUUACAAUCAAGAAGAUGAUACUUACUACGAAGAAGAAAUGGCCACUCCGCGAUCCUCAUCCGCCGUCCGGCGACGUCCAACCAUCGAAAAGGUCCUGUUGCCCAUCGUCAUGGUCCCAGAGUCCAGCAACGUCGGAGAACAGCAACAUCGGACUCAAACGAGUCAAGGAUCGGAUUCUUGGCGAUCCAGCGAAUACUCGGAGGAUCGAUCUAGCAAUCCGCCGCGGAGAUUCGAUGGAGAGCAAAUGGAAAUCCGGGUGGAUAACGAGGAAGAUUUGACGUCGUCGCCUUCACUCCGCAUUCCCGGUUUGAAUUUCCCGCGUCGAGGUAACAAUCGACCCGAUCACGAUCGCAGGAGACGUCCAGGGAUCGAUUACCGGAUGUUUGGAUCUCCGCCUCAUCCGAACAACAGACGAAACAAGAGACCGAACCGCUUCCGUGAUCGCGAUCGUGAGCGAUUCCGCCCGAGGGACGAUUUCGGACGGACGACCAGUCUCCAUCCGCACAGGGUCCUGCCUCCGCCCAACCGAUCCCGUUCCAGGAACAAAAUCAACAGGCAGCGUGAAGUUGAGGGUCGUGAAGGCAAUCCGGCGCUGUACAUCCGCCCUCCGCCUAGACCUCGUCCCAGGGAGAACCAACAACCAAUCCGCCAGCGAGUCCAGCGACCUCCUUCCGUUCCGGAAUCCUGGGUGAACCGACAACGCACCAUCGAUCCUCCGGUGACUUCUACCAAACGGCCGGCGUAUUCUUAUCCUCGAGAUGCCAUGAGCAUCCAGGACAUCAUCAGUUACAUGACGUCAAUGAGCCACUCGAACGAGAAGACGACCAAAAAGCCAAACUUGACGCCAACCGGGCCGGACCACAGAACGGCCGUUUGGACCAACAGUCCGGAUUAUUAUUCAAAUAAUCAACGCGUCGGACAAUCUUAUCCUUCCGUCUUACCUCCGCCGCCUUCCAUGGGAAUAUCCAGCAGGGCUCACGACAGUUUACCGAUCGAAUCCCACACCAGAGGAGUGUCCAGCCCAGGAUCCAAUCCUUACUCGUUCAAGCUGGACGUCUACCCAAUCAGGGACAGUCUCCUAGGCGGUGGCAGUUCUUCCAGCAGUUCUUCUUCUUCCAAUUACGUUCCACCAGGCCCGUCCUACAAGCAGCAGAGUGUCUUACCGCCGCCCAGCUACCGCUACCGGCCCACGUCGUCCUACUACGAGAGCCGACAGCCGUCGGGCGAUUCUUCCGGUAGUCUGUCCGGUAUCGACUACAGUUACAAAAUCGCUUAUCGCCAAUCUGACAGAGACAAUUGGUCCUAUUCUUCCUAUUCCUCCUCGUCGGCAGAUCCUUACAAUUACCGGCGACGUCCCCAACAACACGGAAGCGGAUCACAGGAACAGUACCGAUACCGGGACAACGACGAUGAUGCUGAUAUGCCACUCCCGUUGGCUUAUCGGCCAAGACGACCGGAAGCAACUACUCCAAAGCCCAAACUGGUCGUCCACUUGAACGUCUUCAAUCAAAAAGGCGACCGCAACCGAUACGCCGACGAGCGUCGUGAUAGUCAAGAAGCGGAGGACGAUUACUAUUCGCCCAGUGACAUCUACCGUGCCGUCUUGAGGAACAAUGCGGCCAAAACGACUCACGAUCACGAAGCAGGUGGUGACGAUAGCCUCAUGCUGAGCGGCCAGAGCCGGAUCGACACUUUCUCUCAGCAUCAGAUGGAUCAGAAUGGAGGAGACAGUUCUUCCGGUUCUUCCUCAUCUUCAUCCAGCUCCAACUCGUACGACAAUCACAACAUGGCAGCCUCGUCUCCGACGGACCACUACUACAGGUCAAUGGGAACGAGAAGGUCGUCGUCGUCUCCGGCUGCUACUAAUGCGGCUAAUAAUUAUCGCAUCAGUCACCAGAGCCGGAAUUUCUAUCCGGCCAUUGAUGACGACGUUCCCGAGCCUCUGCCCAUGCCCAUGGCCGCCCAGCAAUCUGCGGAAGAAUCUGCCGACUCGGCGUUAUCCAGUUGCCUUACUUCUUAUUCCGGCGGGGUCAACUGCACACAGGGAUCGUCUGUUAUUCCGUCGGCGGAUCGAGUUAACAAUACCCAAACAGCGCCACUUGUUAUUAGUUGAUCAUUGACUGUGCCUGCCUAUUGAGGUCUAAUCGCUGAUUUUCUUUAUAACUGACCUUUUUGAUCGCAUCCGGAUGCGAAAUUGGAUAGUUUACCCGAUAACACAAAUGUACGGACCUUAUCAUUUCCAGUUCAGUUACAUAUAAUUUGCGUGUACAGAGUUUCGUCUAUUAACAUAGAGAUGUUGUAUGUCAAUCAUCAAAAGAGCCAUCAAAUUAACAUUAACCUCUACUCAAUGAUAAUACACUUAUUUAUUACA